AUGGGUGGAGUGGCGCCUCUUGACCCGAUCAACCUCAACGGUGCUGCAGACCGCGGCAAAAAGGUGGCAUAUUUCUACGAUUCCGAUGUUGGAAACUAUGCCUACGUCUCUGGCCAUCCUAUGAAGCCGCACCGUAUCAGGAUGGCCCACAGCCUCGUCAUGAACUACGGCUUGUACAAGAAGAUGGAAAUCUACCGCGCAAAACCUGCGUCCAAGUAUGAAAUGACCCAGUUCCACACGGAUGAAUACAUCGACUUCUUGUCCAAGGUCACCCCCGAUAACAUGGACCAAUAUUCAAAAGAACAAAGCAAGUACAACGUAGGAGAUGAUUGUCCGGUCUUCGAUGGCUUGUUUGAGUUCUGCGGUAUUAGUGCGGGGGGCAGUAUGGAGGGCGCUGCACGGCUCAAUCGCAACAAAUGCGAUAUCGCUGUAAAUUGGGCGGGCGGUCUACAUCACGCGAAGAAGAGCGAAGCAAGUGGAUUUUGCUAUGUGAAUGAUAUCGUCCUCGGCAUCAUUGAGCUCCUCAGGUUCAAGCAGAGAGUUUUGUAUAUCGAUAUCGAUGUCCAUCAUGGUGAUGGAGUUGAAGAGGCCUUUUAUACUACGGACCGUGUCAUGACGGUGUCGUUCCACAAGUACGGCGAGUAUUUCCCAGGAACAGGCGAACUACGCGACAUUGGUGUCAGCCAAGGAAAAUACUACGCCGUGAAUUUUCCACUCCGAGAUGGCAUUGACGACGUCUCAUACAAAAGCAUCUUCGAGCCUGUCAUUAGUAGUGUUAUGGAAUGGUAUCGCCCGGAAGCAGUAGUUCUCCAAUGUGGUGGCGACAGUUUGUCUGGAGAUCGCUUGGGCUGUUUCAAUCUCAGUAUGGAGGGCCAUGCCAAUUGUGUGAACUUCGUGAAGAGUUUCCAUCUCCCGACGUUGAUUGUGGGUGGCGGUGGAUACACUAUGCGCAACGUUGCUCGCACCUGGGCUUUUGAAACUGGUAUCCUCGUGAAUGAACGGCUCGGAGCCCAGCUUCCAUACAACGAUUACUACGAAUACUUUUCUCCCGAUUAUGAACUCAACGUGCGGCCUUCAAACAUGGACAAUGCAAAUACACCCGAGUAUCUCGACAAAAUUCGGAGUCAAGUGGUUGAAAAUCUGAGGCGAACGGCAUUUGCACCAUCAGUCCAGAUGACCGAUGUUCCUCGUGAUCCACUCCUAGACGGUAUGAACGAUGAGGCAGACGCCAUUAUGGACGACCUUGACGAGGACGAGAAUAAAGAUAGGCGUUACACGAAACGCCGCUUUGACCAGUACAUUGAGAAGCCAGGCGAGCUUAGUGAAAGUGAAGACGAGGAAGAGAAUGCAGCCAAUGGCGUUCGCCCUCAACCAGGAGCUGUGAGACGACGAAAUCGAAUCGACCAUCGGAACAUCGAUUCAGGCCUGGACAGUGGCAUAGCCACCCCUAGGGAGGCGUCUUCUGUUCCUGAUCAAGACGAAGAGAUGGAUCUAGCUGCCGAUGCCUCCGCCGACAAGCCCGAGGAGACACCGGCUGUUGAACGGCCGCCGCAGUCUCCGUCUCAUGAAGAGGCCCCCCGACAGAUCGAUACCAAUGGGGCCACAGAAAUCAGCGACACCGGUGCCGUUGAAGCGGCCACGGGAGCCGAAUCACCGGCUUCAGCGUUGAGCGGCGCACAUUCAGAUGUCGACAUGCAAGAUGCAGCUGCACCACCCGCUUUAACUGAACCUACACCCACAGAGGAGACCAGUGGGCAAGAGAAAACUCCCCCAGUAUCGCCUCCUGCGAGUGCACCUGCAGCCGACGAGCCUGCGCCGGCUGAGCCAUCUCCUGCCCCUGCCAGUGUCGCUCCUCAGCAAGAGGAGACCACCACCGAGACCAAGACCGAGGAGACCAAGGCUGAGGAGAAAGAGCAAACGCCAGCAGCUGCUGAAACCAAGGACCAAGAAAGCACGACUGUAGAAACAACGAUCAAAUCCGAAGAGCAGCCAGAAAAGGAAGCUGCUCCUGAGUCCAAGGAGCCCGAGGCUACUAGCUCUAGCUCCUAG
This is a messenger RNA of Talaromyces rugulosus, 2049 nucleotides long. RefSeq lists its product as uncharacterized. Lineage: Eukaryota; Fungi; Ascomycota; Eurotiomycetes; Eurotiales; Trichocomaceae. The transcript is spliced from 4 exons. Gene Ontology annotation, molecular function: histone deacetylase activity. The record is from RefSeq and is a predicted model, not a curated record. Bases 1 to 2049 code for a protein of 682 amino acids.